AUGUCCGAAAAGAAGCGAUUUUCAUUACCAGAUGGAGCACGUUCUCUGACCAGUAAAGUAUUCAGUUCUAAUAUCAAAUCGAACGCCAAUGAAUCAAAUUCAGAUAUUUUAAUUAUUGAACGCAAGAAUUUACUCUGUGUAUUUAAAUUAGUAAUCAAAGACUUACUGAAUUCCAGUUUGAAGCAUGAACGUAUAUUAGAAAAAGAAAGUUUUCCAUUACGACAUUUUUUUAUUGUUUUCGAACAUAUUCUUUUACACGGCUAUAAUGGGAAGAAAAGCAUCAUAAAUACAUCAGCUAAUCGUAAAGAUCUAUGGCCAAUCAUUGAACUUAUCACACGCGAAUCAACUGACACGCAAAUAUUAGAUAUAUCGACAUCAACGAAAGAAAUGACGAAUAUUCGUACGUCAUUAGGACGCGUACGUGCGUGGUUACGCUUAGCACUGAUGCAAAAACAUCUCGCCGACUAUUUCAAGAUUCUUAUCGAACAAAAGGAAGAAUUGAAAGACUUCUACGAUCAGGAAUCGUUGAUUCUAUCAGAAGAAAGUGCAAUUAUCACUGGUUUACUUGUUGGUCUCAAUGUAUUAGAUUUCAACUUUUGUUUAAAAGAGACUGUACUCGAUCAACCCGUGGAAACAUCUAUAGAUUACAGUUUAUAUUUACGUGAAAGACGUAUGCUAUCAUCAACAACAAAAAACGCUCAUCCACCCGGUGCAAUACAAGAAUCGAUUGAUGAAUUAGAUGACUGUUCAUCGUUGUCAUCUAUAUCAUCAUCACCAGCGGUAGGAACAACCGUUCCAAGUGAUAAUAUUUCGUCUGGUGAAUGCAAUGAACCGGACAAUUCAUACGAGCAGCGCCUUGCAAACGUUCUCGACCAGAAACAUUACGUCGAAGAGAUCAAUCGGAAGUUAGAGAGAACAGUAACUAGUCUACAAGAACGUCUGAACAUGUUGGAACAGACAAACAAAAGUUUAACUGAAGAUAGUGCAGCGAAAAAAACACGUGUUGACCAGCUCGAAGAACAAGUAGGGAAACUUACAGCUGAAAAAGAACAGUUAAUCAGUACAUAUCAGCGAAAAAUUGAAACUUUAAAUGCUGAUAUUGAAGUGGAACGAGAAACUUAUCAGAAGUCUCGAACGGGCUUCGACUCGAUCUACAAUCAACUACAAAAGAAAUAUGAAGAUGAACAUGAAUCAAAACAGAGAAUUGAAAGUGUGUAUCAAACUCAAAUGUCGCAAAAUAAUGAAUUUAUGGAAUCGACUAAAGUCAUGGAACAAGACAUAAAAAACAAAACAACGCUGUAUGAUCAAAUGAAAGAAGAUCACGACCGUCUAGUUGAACAAUUUCGAGCUGAAAAAGCUGAGCAUGAGAAGAAAGAACACCAACUACAGAGAAUGGAAAAGGAGAAUCAAAUGCUACGACAAACGAUAAAUGACAUUGAACAAGCUAACAAAUCAAAGCAAGCACUUGCCGACAGAAAUGAGAAAUUAGACAGCGAAAAAACAUCGUUAGAAACUGACCUCCAUGUCGAACGGGAAUGUCAUCAACGGUUACAGAAUGCAUUAAACAAAGAAAAAGAGAAAGUUUCAACGCUUCAAUUCGACAUUCAUGAAUUAAAUCUGACCAAACAAGAAUAUGAUGCAUAUAAAAAGGAAACAACUACCAAACAGAAUGAUUAUGAAAGGAAAUUCCAAGAACAAGAUCGAACUAUUGAAGAAUUAGCACUGAAACUGCAAGCAUCUAUUACACGUGAACAUGAGUUCAUCGAAAAAGACGGUUUGCGGUCUUCCACUUGGGUUAGAGACGAAGAUGUCAAGGAUUGUUAUCAAUGUAAGAAAGAAUUCAAUACAAUUCGACGAAAACAUCAUUGUCGAAGUUGCGGUCAAAUAUUUUGUGAAUCUUGUGUGAGUACCAAACUAACACUAGCGAGUUCCAGCAAACCGGUGCGUGUUUGUGACGCCUGUUGUACACGUAUACUUGCUCAAUGUGCAGUCAAAAGUCCAUGA
Molecule: messenger RNA, 2004 nt
Organism: Adineta ricciae
Lineage: Eukaryota; Metazoa; Rotifera; Eurotatoria; Adinetida; Adinetidae
Source: the annotation of a GenBank genome assembly